AUGACUGGGAGUAUCAAGGGAUUUGUUACACUGGCUAAAAUAAAAAAUCCAUUAAUCGUUAAGACCCACUGUUUCAUCCACAGAGAAGUGCUGAUGACAAAAACGUUGGGUAGUGAACUCAAUUCUGUUCUGAGUAAUUCCGUUCGUAUGGUCAACUACAUUAAAGGAAAGCCCCUAAAAAGUAGAAUUUUUGCCGAAAUUUGUGAAUCAAUGGAUGCUGAUUUCACAAAUUUGUUGUACCAUACCGAAGUGAGGUGGUUAUCCAGAGGAAAGGUUCUGUUACGUCUCUAUGAAUUGAAAGAGGAACUUUUGCUGUUUUUCAUGGAAGAGGAGAACAAUGAAUUUACAUGUUAUUUGGAAUACCACGACUGGAUAUCAAAAUUCGCAUACUUGGCUGAUAUUUUUCAAUAUCUUAACCAGGUUAAUUCUAGUUUGCAAGGACCAUCAGAAAAUAUUUUAACUUCCACCGACAAAAUUUCAGCCUUUCAAGAAAAAAUGUCCGUGUGGUGUGCAAACUUGGAUAAAGGAAAUACAACUAUGUUUCCACUGUUUACGGGCCAGGAAAACUCCAGUCCUACCGUUCUAAAAAUCAUACGAAGUCACUUACAGACUUUACAAAUGUCUAUGAAACAUUAUUUUCCAGACUUAAACGUUGAACACUACGACUGGAUUCGGAACCCUUUUACUUCCAUGGUACAAACAGAUGACUGUGAGGUACAACAGGAAGCAGUGGAAUUGAAGAACGACCGAACGCUUCUAGUUAAGUUUAAUGAGGUCACGCUAGACAGCUUUUGGGUGGCUCUUAACAAUGAAUACCCUCGAUUAUCGAAAAAGGCUAUUGAAGUGCUCCUUCAGUUUUCUACGUCUUGGUUAUGUGAGCAUGGCUUUAGUGCACUAACAAAUAUAAAAACAAAAAUCGCAACAGACUCACAAAAACAACUAUAG
Molecule: messenger RNA, 945 nt
Organism: Metopolophium dirhodum (rose-grain aphid)
Lineage: Eukaryota; Metazoa; Arthropoda; Insecta; Hemiptera; Aphididae
Product: zinc finger BED domain-containing protein 5-like
Exons: 1
Coding region: 1-945 (314 amino acids)
Source: RefSeq, a predicted model, not a curated record